AUGUUGAUGUCCCAAAGUCUCUGGCAAGCACCUGUUGACAUCUACGCAGAAUCCAUCCUCGUCAUCGAAAGCGGCGAGUCUGUUGACAAUGAUGGCACCAUGAUCCCGUAUAAGGCCAAUGAUCUUACAGCCUCCGCUGGUCUUCUCUGGAAUGGCAUCAACUCUAAGCCAGAGCCUGCUCUUGGAAACGCCAGCUACCCUGUGCUCGUUGCUAAGGUGCUUGGAGGAGGAUCGGUCAUCAACGGAAUGGUGUACGAUCGUGGCUCAGCUGCCGACUACGACGCGUGGGAGGCCCUUGGAAACAAAGGCUGGGGAUGGAACGGCAUGGAACCAUACUUCAAGAAAGGCACGACAUUUCAGCCUCCUUCCGAGAAGGUUGCUGAUGAUUUCAACAUCACUUGGGAUCCCAGCACAUAUGGCAGUGGUCCUUUGACUGUUAGCAUCACAGACAACCAGUACGAUGAUAUUAAGGACUACUGGGCGGCAUGGAAAGCUACUGGUGUCCACGUCCCGAUCGACGGUAACAAUGGUGAGGCUUAUGGCCCUUCGUGGUAUGCCAACACCAUGGAUGCGAAGACAGGGCGACGAGCCCAUGCGCGCUAUGCGUACAUCGACCCUAUCACCUCCCGUACCAAUCUCAAGAUUCUCACAGGAAACACCGCGCAAAAGAUUGUGUUCGACAACAGAGAGAAGCCUAUGGCCAGGGGUGUUGAGAUCACUUGCGCCGCCACGGGUAAGACGUCUACCGUCUACGCCAAAAAAGAGGUUGUGCUUGCCGCAGGUGCAAUCCAGACUCCAAAGCUUCUACAGCUGAGUGGUGUCGGACCCAAGGCUGUACUUGAGGCCGCUGGCGUAAAGGUCCGCGUUGAGCUUGAUGCUGUGGGCUCGAACUUCCAAGAUCACCCUUAUGCCACCGUCAUCUUCAACACCACUACGACCACCUUUCCCAACCAGAACUCUCUGAUGACCAACGCCACUUUCAACGCCAGCGCUUGGGAGCAGUAUGUGCAGCACAAGACUGGGCCAUAUACAUAUGCUCGCGGGAAUGCUCUUGCUUUCAUCUCCCUGCCUGACAUGACCAACGAUACAAACGCCAUAGUCAGCAGCCUGAAGGGCCAAAAUGCUGAAAGCUACUUGCCAGCUGUGUACAAGGGCAACACAAAGCUGCUGAAAGGGUUUGCUCGCCAACGCGAAGCAAUCGCAAGCAUUUUCAAGCGCCGCGACGCUGCUGUCACCGAAUUCCCCGUCCCUGCCGAUGGUACUUUUGGCCUCGUUGGCGUAGAGAAGCCUCUGUCUCGUGGUACUGUCUACCUGAAUGCCUCUAACCCGACUGGCCCGCCAGAGGUAACCCACAACGCUUUUGUCAAUCCCAUCGAUCGCACUAUCAUGGCUAUUGGCCUCCGCUUCUUCCGCACUGUCUGGGCACGUCCUGAGCUCAGCCGCUUCAAGAUCUCUGAAACAGUGCCUGGUGCGAGGUACACUACCGACAAGGAGAUUUACGAUGCUCUACUUGCCCAGGCUUCGUUGUCACCCACACUUGCUCACCCAGCAGGUUCUUGUCCCAUGAUGCCUGAGCAUGCUGGAGGCUGUGUCAACGACAAGUUGAUGGUCUAUGGAACUCAACAUCUGUCCAUCGUUGAUGCUUCUAUCAUCCCCAUCAUCCCCUCUUGCCAUCUCCAGGCGACUAUGUACGGUAUUGGUGAGAAGGCUGCAGACAUUCUGAAGGCACGAUAG
Parastagonospora nodorum SN15 is the source of this 1734-nucleotide messenger RNA. RefSeq lists its product as hypothetical. Bases 1 to 1734 code for a protein of 577 amino acids. Gene Ontology annotation, molecular function: oxidoreductase activity, acting on CH-OH group of donors; flavin adenine dinucleotide binding. Gene Ontology annotation, biological process: secondary metabolite biosynthetic process. The record is from RefSeq and is a predicted model, not a curated record. NCBI's taxonomy places the organism in Eukaryota, Fungi, Ascomycota, Dothideomycetes, Pleosporales, Phaeosphaeriaceae. The transcript has a single exon.